AUGGCAUCGACAUUACUUGCGAAGAGACUGUUCGCAUCUUUUCUAUCCCCUGGCAUCGUGCUUCUUAUCGUCUUCAUCCUCACCAUCACAAAGCUCUGCCUGAAUCGGUAUCAAAAGGGCCUUUGGAAACUUCCGGGACCAUGGUUACGAUCAAUUUCCACCAUUCCACGAAUGUGGUCCAUAUAUGCAACUCACAGUCACAUGUAUGAUAUUGAACUGCAUCGAAAGUACGGGAAGAUUAUCCGGGUUGCUCCAAAUACUCUCUGUGUCUCAGAUAUUUCAGAGAUCAACCAGCUUUACGGCAUCACAACCAAAUUUGUGAAAUCUGGGUUCUACAGCCUUGCGGAAGCCUUCGACGAGAAUGGCAAGCUUAUGCCAGAUCCCUUCAUUUUGAAGGAUAAAGAAAUGCAUACAAGAAUGAAACGGAAUGCAGCAAAUGCAUACUCACUCAACGCCUUAAUCCAACAGGAACCUUACGUAGAUACAGUCAUCAGUGGCCUCCUGGAGCUGCUUGACAAGUAUGCACAGAAUGGAAGUGUGUGCAAUAUCGGGGAUAUAGCUAAGAACUACGCUAUGGACGCGGUGACAUCCAUCACCUUCGGAAGAAACUUUAACUACCUGGAAAAGGGAGAUACAAUGAAGUUCUUCAGAGGUAUUGAUAUCUUCACAGACUAUAUGGCUAUUUUCGGCCAAGUCCCCUGGACACACAAAUAUCUACUGAGAAAUCCGACAAUAGCGAAAUGGUGGGUCGGCGAUGACUCCUCUCAGGCUGAAAUGAUUGCUAUGUCUGCAGUCGAGAUUGAGAAGGGCCGUACCAGGACAUCCGAGGAAGGACCUAUGACAUUCCUAGAAAGGCUGCUCCUCAACCAGAAGGCCAACCCUGGGGUAAUCACCGACCACGAGCUGCUCACUCACGCUUGGGGGAACCUCGCAGCAGGCUCUGACACCACAGCGACCGCAAUCCGCGCAGUAAUCUACCAUGUACUCAAGGAUGGCCGCGUUUACGAGAAGCUUCGUGACGAAGUUCGACAAAACCUGACCAUUCCUGUGUCAUUCGCUGCUGCCAACGGUUUGCCCUAUGUCACAGCCUGCAUACGAGAAGCAAUGAGAGUGCACCCUUCUGUCGGCAUGAUUCUGGUACGUACAGUGCCUAAAGGAGGAGCUACGAUCUGUGGGUAUUACAUAGCAGAAGGGGUGGAGGUUGGUAUGUCCCCGUACGUUCUUCAUUACGACGACGAAGUCUUUCCGGAACCGUACACUUUCCGACCCGAACGAUGGCUCGCAUCUGAGUCAAGUGAAGAGCAGCUCAAACAAAUGAAUCGAUCAUUUUUUGCCUUUGGCCAUGGGGCUCACACUUGCAGCGGACGACAUAUCAGCAUCCUCGAGAUAACAAAGAUGAUCCCAACGCUACUCUUAAAAUAUGAUAUGGAGCUGGUGAAUGGAGCCCGGGACUAUACAUUCAAGAAUCGCUGGUUUACGCCGCAGGAAGGCUUGCUCGUCACUUUGAAGACUAGAUAG
Messenger RNA from Cladophialophora psammophila CBS 110553, 1518 nucleotides. RefSeq lists its product as uncharacterized. Lineage: Eukaryota; Fungi; Ascomycota; Eurotiomycetes; Chaetothyriales; Herpotrichiellaceae. Gene Ontology annotation, molecular function: heme binding; iron ion binding; oxidoreductase activity, acting on paired donors, with incorporation or reduction of molecular oxygen. The transcript is spliced from 2 exons. Bases 1 to 1518 code for a protein of 505 amino acids. The record is from RefSeq and is a predicted model, not a curated record.